GGAAUGUAUUUUAGUUCGAGAAAUAUGCACUCGUAACCGAAUUACGUGUGUCGUGUAACAAAGUUGGCGACAUUGUUCCAACGUUUGGCUAUCGACAACUUUUUUGAUCCUUCAAUUGUUCUGUUGUCAGUUGUGGGUUAUCAACGAAGUCGAGAUAUAGGUUAAGUUGUGUUUAUGUUUGGAUUCAGUUUUUGACGCUGAAUUCCACUGAUAUGGCCGAAGAAAAUGUAUUUCAUAGUAUAUUGGAAGCGUUGGAGAAUAAUUUACGCGAAAUAGAAAGUGGUGACUCAAAACAAAACGAAACGGAGAUAUUUUCUUUAGAUGGAUUUUGGCUUGCUUUUUGUUUGACAACAAAAUCACUUUCUAAUGAAAUCACGAAACUUUGUAUGUUAUACUCCAAGCCGCCUCUACCUUCCAUGCGGGAGACACUUGAAAUUUUGAAAACCAUUGAAGGUAUUUGUCAAAAUUUGAUAGAAAUAUUUUACACACUUCCAAAAGCAAAGGGAAUAGUACUGCGUAAAGAAGUGCAGAAAUCUGUUAUAAAGCUUCUGCAGUCUGUAACUGCAGUAUUAAAUUCUCUGAAAGAUGCAACUGUUAAAAGUCAGAAAGACCGUUUGAAACUAGUGGGUUGGAUAUGGGAGGCUUGUGGAGAAGUAGAAAAUCUUCCAAGAGACAACAAAGGUGCUGUUUGUCAACUUCUUACCAGAGAAGAGCUGCUGUUGCUUGAUGCCUUGCAAGAAAUUGAAGGUGAAGUGAAAGCUGACUGGGCAGGCGAGACAAAUGUUGGUGAGGAAGUGGAUAACACUGUUAACUGGAACAAUCAAGACAGAGAAUUAUUACCUCCUUGUGUUGGUUUAGUGAAGACAGCUCAGAAGUGUGUGAAGAGGAUUGGCUCUGCUGCCAGAUCGAAUUCAAACUGUGAAACAGAUCAGAAUAUUGCACAGCUAGAUGAUUUAGCAACUUUAGUGCAGGGACUGAGCCCCAUAGUGGAUGACUUUGUGUCUUCCGUGUACCCACCAAUGAACAGGAAUGCUGUUAAAACAGAGGCACUGAAAGUGGCAAAGCAUUUACAACUUCUGCUAUAGUGUCACCUUUCCUGAUCAUAUCACUAGGCCAAAAUGAAAUUGCAUUCAAUCUGGGUACAAUGUUUUUGAAAAUCAUAAACAUUGGUAAUGUGUUGAUAUUUGCACUGCAAAAGACUGUUUAAGAUACAGUAUACUGGUUCAGCCCAGUUGCUAUUCAUCCCUAAAGAUGACAAAUAAUUGCAUGAAUAGUUAAAGAUUGAAUAAGUACUUACGUACCUGGAAUUUCUUUAAUUAUUUAAUUUUUCUUGCACUUAAGUCGCAUUUAUGCAAAGCAGUCAACGUUAAGAGACUGACUUGUCUUUUGUCCAUUUUUGUGUAUCUUGGUUGCAGGAAUUAUUGUAACAAACUUAAGGUUUGUUUCUUUAUAUCUUGUUAAUAAUUCUCUUUUUAAUAUACUGUCUACAUUCAGCCACAUGCUUCCAUUUUAUUUGCUAUGCAAAAAAUGAUCAUACCCAGACUAAUAUGGAAGUAAAACAACUACUGUGUCUUGUAGAACUUGUCCUUAACAGUGUUAGGAAACCUUAGAUGUUUCUUACAGAUUGAUUUGUUUCAUUUGAAGAAGAUUGUUUUUAAUGGAUGGUGUAAAUGUGGAGCAAAAGAGUUGUUCUAUAUAAGGAUGUAAAUAUUCCUUUUUAUAUCAAAAAAAGAUGAAAAGCCUUUACUGUGUAAAUCAACUUUUGUAAACUAUGUAAACAGAAGAAUGUAAUUAUAAUGCUAACUCUGUGAAUUAAAUGUAUU
Messenger RNA from Schistocerca americana (American grasshopper), 1823 nucleotides. RefSeq names its product cyclin-D1-binding protein 1 homolog. Gene Ontology annotation, biological process: regulation of cell cycle. Lineage: Eukaryota; Metazoa; Arthropoda; Insecta; Orthoptera; Acrididae. The record is from RefSeq and is a predicted model, not a curated record. Gene Ontology annotation, cellular component: nucleus.